CUGCAUUAUUUCACUGUUUUUCUUUGAAACUGAGUCAUUUAUGUUGUAACUUUUAUCGCAUGUUAUUUAAUGUUGACCCUGACAUGGUUCCCCAGAUGUUUUGUGGUGUUUUAACUGAUAAUAUAAGUUUUGGUGGAAGUUUUCACUUCACUUUCUGGGCCCUGCGUCAUGUGACCAGUAUAGCACUGCAGAGACUUUAGCCUUUUAGCCUCCAUUUUCCGAGUGUAAACUCUAUGUUGUAUAUUUAGGAGCAGAAGAGCAGAGAAAAGACCAGAAGGCAGUUAAUUGUGUUGUCUUCUGCAGGAACAAGAACACUAGAGGGAGAGCACACGUAGGACGGCUUACAUAAAUUGUAGAGUCAGGUGAUAUCUGCCGGAAUCCCAUUCUGUUUGCAUCAUUACCUUCAGCAGCAUCACCAUCAGCAGCAGUCAUGGUCUUUCGUUCUCUCCUGCUGGUUCUCGCCUGCCUUCAGUCCUUCAUAUCGGCCGAACAUCAUAAUGAACCAGAGAAAUGCUGUUACAGUUACCAGAAGAGUCGAAUCCCUGUAAAACUCAUUACAGCGUAUGAAGAACCAGACUUUCGGUGUGCACUCCGUGGAGUCAUCUUUACUCUAAAGAACGGCAAAGAGGUGUGUGCAAAUCCUGAAGACGAGUGGGUGAAGAAGCACAAGAACACAAUCGACCAGCGCAAGUUUAAAAACCUGUCUUAAACUCAGCCGAGUGUUUAAAUCCUCUCUCCGUUAAUAAGUUUUUUUAAUCAUAGUUAAACUUUUGUUUGAAUUAGUCCUGCACUGUUGAGCUGAAUUACACUGGAGGCAAUGAGGAUGAAUUAAUUAUAUCUUUAUACCUAAUAAAGGACAUUAACUUGCAUAUUAUGAUGUUUCUAUUUGUUUGAUCACAUUUUCACCUUUUAAAAGAAAACUUGUGAAACGUCAGCCACCUUCAAAGAGAUUAAAAUGUUUAUGACAUCUUUGGU
Molecule: messenger RNA, 975 nt
Organism: Neoarius graeffei (lesser salmon catfish)
Lineage: Eukaryota; Metazoa; Chordata; Actinopteri; Siluriformes; Ariidae
Product: C-C motif chemokine 4 homolog
Exons: 4
Coding region: 431-709 (92 amino acids)
Biological process (GO): G protein-coupled receptor signaling pathway; monocyte chemotaxis; positive regulation of GTPase activity
Cellular component (GO): extracellular region
Molecular function (GO): CCR chemokine receptor binding; chemokine activity
Source: RefSeq, a predicted model, not a curated record